GGGGUGUGGGGUGGUGGGGAACGUGAGGUUCCUGCAUUUCUUGAGGCUGGAGCCAGUUGAGGGGCAAAUAAGGCAGCAGGACGGAAUUUGGGUCCCAGUUAGAUUUGGGUCCGUUUCACUUUGCACGCACUGGGUGUGAUGGCCUGUACCAGAAGUUGAUCUGCAGCUUUCACCACUCCAGAGAAACUGCAGUGGUGCUCUUGCCGCACAGUGGGUCUUCUGUCCCCACCGUCUCCUUGCUGCACCCUCCUUUUGCACCGUUCCCCACAGCUGUGGAAAGAAGCUCUGUUGCCCUCUCCCAUGGCCUCUGGAACUGUUGGAAACCUUUCCUCUAACCAGAAAGCCUCCAUAACCUCAUUCGACAAGGAUCCUUUGCUUGGAGGCUUUCUCCUUUCUCCCACAUCUUCCUUCUCCGUUACUUUCCCCUGUGGGCUCUCCUGAAGCAGAACCAGGAGUUCCCAGCUCUGCUGUUUCCAGUUGUCUCUUCCCUGUGCUCAUGGCAACAUCAGCUACCAGCCCCAGUUCACCUCUCCGGGCCAAGGAUCUCCUGAGUGAGUCAUCACAAGCUCCUGGGCUGAACCAAGCAUCCUCUGAGGUGACCUCCCAGCUCUAUUCUUCGUUGCACCUCAGUCGUCAGGCAGAGACCACAGCCCGAGCUCAGUUGUAUUUACCCUCCACCUCCCCACCUCCUCAUGAGGUGUUAGAUGGCUUAGCCCAAGAGCUGAGUCGCAGCUUGUCGGUUGGAUUGGAGAACAACUUGAAGAAAAAGGAUGGCUCCAGGCAUAUCUUUGAGAUGGAAAGUGUUCGGGGUCAACUCCAGAGCAUGCUCCAGACCUCACGAGACUCGGCCUAUCGGGAUCCCCCUACUCCAGGUGCUGGCUCAGAGAGGCGGGAAGAGGACUCCUUUGACAGUGACAGCACAGCUACCUUGCUGAACACCCGGCCCCUGCAAGACUUAUCUCCAUCUAGCUCGGCCCAAGCCCUGGAGGAGUUGUUUCCCCGCUACACCAGCCUUCGGCCAGGACCCCCACUCAAUCCCCCGGAUUUUCAGGGGUUGAGAGAAGCACUGGAUUCUGAGCAUACCCGUCGCAAGCAUUGCGAGCGCCAUAUUCAGAGCCUGCAGACCCGCGUGCUAGAGCUUCAGCAACAGUUAGCUGUGGCCGUGACCGCCGACCGAAAGAAAGAUGUCAUGAUUGAGCAGCUGGACAAGACCCUAGCCCGCGUGGUGGAGGGCUGGAACCGGCAUGAAGCUGAGCGAACAGAGGUGCUUCGGGGACUCCAGGAGGAACGCCAGGCCGCUGAAAUCACUAGAAGCAAGCAGCAGGAGACAGUAACCCGCCUGGAACAAAGCCUUUCUGAGGCUGUGGAGGCCCUGAAUCGUGAGCAGGAAGGUGCCAGACUGCAGCAACGGGAAAGAGAGACAUUGGAAGAGGAGAGGCAGGCUCUGACCCUGAGCUUGGAGCUGGAACAGCAGCGGUGCCGGGCCUUGCAGGAAGAACGGGAUGAAGCUCGGGCUGGGCAACUCAGUGAGCGUCGACACUUGGAGACACUUCAGGCGGCCCUAGAGGAAGAACGGCAGACCUGGGCCCAGCAGGAGCAGCAGCUCCAGGAACGCUACCAGGCGCUGCAGGAGGAGAGCCAGGCUCAGCUGGAAAGGGAGAGGGGCAGCUCCCAGAGGGAGGCCCAGGCGGCCCGGGAGGCCCAGCAGCAGCUGGCACUGGUGCAGUGUGAGGUGCGGCGGCUGGAAGGAGAGCUGGACACCGCUCGGAGAGAGAGAGAUGCCCUGCAGCUGGAGAUGAGCCUGGUGCAGGCACGGUAUGAAAGCCAGCGGAUCCAGAUGGAGUCAGAGCUGGCUGUGCAGCUGGAGCAGCGGGUGACAGAGCGGCUGGCGCAGGCUCAGGAGAGCAGCCUGCGGCAGGCAGCCUCCCUGAGGGAGCAUCACAGGAAGCAGCUGCAGGAGCUGAGUGCGCAGCACCAGCAGGAACUGUCCACGCACUUGGCCCAGUUCAAGGUGGAGAUGGCAGAGCGAGAGGAGAGGCAGCAGCAGGUGGCUCAGGACUAUGAGCUCAGACUGGCCCGGGAGCAGGCACGAGUGCGGGAACUGCAGAGUGGGAACCAGCAGCUGGAGGAGCAGCGAGUGGAGCUGGUGGAGCGACUCCAGGCCAUGCUGCAGGCCCACUGGGAGGAGGCAAGCCAGCUGCUCAGCGCCACCUCCCUGCCGCCCCACCCCCCGGUUCCUCCCGCCAGCCCCUCCAGCCCUGGGCCUCAGGAACCAGAGAAGGGGGAGAGGAGGACCUGGACUGUGCCCCCCGUGGCUGUGGCCCUAAAGCCGGCCUUGCAGCAGAGCCGGGAAGCAAGGCACGAGGAGCUGCCUGGAGGGCUGCCUGUUCUCUGCAGCCCCUCCUCGGAUCUUAGCCUCCUGCUGGGCCCCACUUUCCAGAGCCAGCACUCCUUCCAGCCCCUGGAGCCAAAGCCGGAUCUCACUUCAUCCUCAGCUGAGGCCUUCCCUGCAGUGGGGACCUUCCCUUCCGACCACAGGGCAGAACGGCCGUUCCUCGAGGAAGACGCUGGGUCCCACGGGGAUGGCCUCCCGCAGCAGGCGCCACCGCCCCCGUCCCAGCUGCAAGGCCUCAAGCAUUUUUUGCAGCAGCUGCUGGAGACAGCGCCCCAGAGCAACGAGACUCCCUCUGUGGACCCGCUGCCCGCUAAGUCUGGUCCUCUGACUGUCUCAUCUUGGGAGGAAGCCCCUCAGGUGCCACGCCUCCCACCCCCCGUGCAUAAAACUAAAGUGCCCUUAGCCAUGGCGUCCAGCCUUUUCCGGGUCCAUGAGCUUCCUUCAGCCCGUUCACAGGGCGGUGGGCCCAGCGGGGGCUCCCCGGAGAGAGGUGGAGAUGGGCUCGUGUCCUCGAGGCAGCUGAUGGAGGUGUCUCAGCUGCUGCGACUCUACCAGGCUCGGGGCUGGGGGGCGCUGCCCGCGGAGGAUCUGCUGCUCUACCUGAAGAGGCUGGAGCACAGCGGGACUGACAGCCGAGGGGAUAAUGUCCCCAGAAGCAACACAGACUCCCGCUUGGGUGAGAUCCCCCGGAAAGAGGUGAGGGAAAGUGGGCAGGGCGAGGAGUUGGGGGGCUCUCCCCGACUCACCCCUCCCGCUCUGCACGCUCGCUCUGUCCUCUGUCACCCGCCCGCUCCUGCGUCUGUUCCGACUCUGUCGUGUGGCCCUUCCCCUUUGCUGACUCAGGCUGGCCCCCCACGCCGGAGGCCUCUCCUUGGGGGGGGGGGCGAUAGCCCCCGACGACGCUGACUGUCUCCCCUCUUCUCCCUCAACUCACAGAUCCCCUCCCAGGCUCUCCCUCGCCGCCUCGCCACAGCCCCUAAGACCGAGAGACCUCCCGCUCGGAAGAAAAGUGGGCACCCUGCCCCCGGUAGCGUGAGGAGUCGGGGGGGAAUCUGGAGAUAAGCCCCUUGCCUUUAUUUUCUUUGGUCUCUUCUUAUCAUUCUUCUUCUUCUUAUUUUAAUAAAUGCUCAAUAGUCUGUAUUAGAGUCUCUGACUCAGGAAUUUGGAAAAUGGAGGUUUUAAACUUUGUGGAAAACUUCA
Phacochoerus africanus (Common warthog) is the source of this 3595-nucleotide messenger RNA. It is a transcript of the gene CNTROB, whose product is annotated as centrobin, centriole duplication and spindle assembly protein. Gene Ontology annotation, biological process: mitotic cytokinetic process; centriole replication; regulation of cilium assembly. The record is from RefSeq and is a predicted model, not a curated record. The transcript is spliced from 18 exons. Lineage: Eukaryota; Metazoa; Chordata; Mammalia; Artiodactyla; Suidae. Gene Ontology annotation, cellular component: centriole; centrosome. The coding region runs from base 497 to 3301 and encodes 934 amino acids.